Molecule: messenger RNA, 1912 nt
Organism: Cyprinodon variegatus (sheepshead minnow)
Lineage: Eukaryota; Metazoa; Chordata; Actinopteri; Cyprinodontiformes; Cyprinodontidae
Gene: socs2
Product: suppressor of cytokine signaling 2
Exons: 3
Coding region: 364-960 (198 amino acids)
Biological process (GO): intracellular signal transduction; phosphatidylinositol phosphate biosynthetic process
Cellular component (GO): phosphatidylinositol 3-kinase complex
Molecular function (GO): 1-phosphatidylinositol-3-kinase regulator activity
Source: RefSeq, a predicted model, not a curated record
AAGUUCCUGGAAACCUGCUCCGUUGUUGUUGUUUAUGGAGCUCCGGACCAUCGGCUGCUCCACUCGGUGCCAGGCUCACUGAGUCCUGGUUCGGCUGCAGCGGAGCUCCGUGACGGACGGACGGACGGUUCUGAUCCAAAGAUCCAGCUUCGCGGCCCGCUUCCCCUCACCCCUCCCGCCGUGAGUGAUUCUAGGAAACAGCCGGAGCAAAGCAGCGUCCGGACCUGCAGGAGUGGACCCGGUCCCGCGAACAUGACGGCGGGUUCGUGGAGCAGGAAUCGGAGCCGUUAACGUGCGGCUGGACUCCCCGGCUCGGUAUCACAGCAGUGUCCGUGCAUGUAGACUAAAGGUGGGAUUUGUUCGAUGACCUGCCAGUCCUCAGAAUCACCCGAAGCCAUUGAGGACGACAGAGGAGCCGACGACGGCGCCGGAACCGAGGAGUCAGACGAGAGCCGCGUCGCCUCGGCCAUGAAGGAGCUAAGGAAAACAGGCUGGUACUGGGGCAGCCUCACGGCCAACGAGGCCAAGGAGAUCCUGCAGGACUCCUCGGAGGGAACCUUCCUGCUACGGGACAGCUCCCAGAGGGAUUACCUGUUCACCAUCUCCGCCAUGACGUCCGCGGGUCCCACCAACCUGCGGAUCGAAUUCAGACACGGAAAGUUCAAGCUGGACUCGGUGGUUCUGGUGAAGCCCAAGCUGAAGCAGUUCGACAACGUCGUCCACCUGGUGGAGCACUACGUCCAGCUGUCCAGAUCCAGCAGUAAGGUGGCCCCGGCGGCGGCGGCAGCGGGUCCUAACGGCACCGUGCAGCUGCUCCUCACCAAACCCGUCUACACCACGGCGCCGUCGCUGCAGCACCUCUGUCGCCUCACCAUCAACAGAACCGCUCGUCAAGUCCAGGACCUGCCCAUUCCCAACCGCCUGAAGGACUACCUGACGGACUACGCCUACAAUGUGUAGGUCUCUGAACACUUUGGCGGCACAUCGGGGAGAUCCGCCGGUUUUUACGAAAGGGAGGGGAUUUCCUCUCUCGUUGCCACGGUAACGUUCCUCUGAUUGGAAAUUCCUGAGCAAGGUUUGGUCCAGAUUGACUCAAAGGUUCUAAUCAGGAGAACUGAUGGAUGGAUCAGUUGCCGGAGCUUUAACUGAAACCCAACGGGUCAAAUGUUGGACCAGCGGAUCCAGCUUAGCCUGGAGCUCUGCAGAAAUAUUUAUUUAUGUGCUUUAAAAUGUUCCUCUGAUUCAAGAUUGUCUAAUCUUCUACCAGUGAGCUUUUUGGACUCAUUGUCCUUGUUCUGAACAAAUCAGGCUCAGGUAAAAUAAAGACGAUCUGGUAGAAACAGUCGGUGGGGGUCUCUAUCCUCGACCUGCUGGCUGUCUGCUGUAGAAUCAUCAGGAGUUCUGGUCACCAUCUCCACUUCAGAUCCAACUCCAGCCUGACCCAACCAAAACUGGGCCUCAGCAGAACCAAACAUCCCAUUGAUUUCUGUCCAGGACUUUAUUGUAGAGGUCAUGUAAAUAAGCGUCUGAAAGCUGAUUGGCCGCCAAUUCCUGAUCCUGCGUCCUUCAGUACGGGUCUGGAUCGAACCUGAACAUCCAACCUGAAGUUUUUCGUCCUUCUGAUUUCAAAUAGUUUAAGCUUUAAGUACAGAAUGAGGAUAAAAGAUGAACAACAUAAUAAAACUAAAGGAUGUAGAGAUGUUGAAGUUCUGAAAAUGAUUUGGAUCAUUUUUAUUCAACGCUUCGAUUAAAAGACCGAUCAGCUGUUUUCCUUUUGGUUUUCCUCUACAUGUCCUUAUUCGGGUCUGAAUCGUUGCUUGUUUUAGAAUUUCUCCGUUAAAUUCUUAAUUUGGACUUUUACCAUUCAGAUCUGUAAUAAAAAAACAUGAUUAAAGUUCAGGUGAUUUCUUCA